UCUUCCCUCAAUUCUUCAACACCCAGGCCAGAGUCCAAUUCUGCAAUUGAGAAAACUGUGGAUCGAAGAUGGCCUAUUCAUGGCGACCUCAACCACCACAACAGCCUCCAUUGCAAGGCGAUCGAUGCCCGGUCUGCUCAUACUCUCACUUCCCCUUUUGCCCUCCACCGCCACUGUACCCUCCCAACCCUAGACUGCAAUAUCAGCCACAUCCCGCCCAGUUCUACCAUGGGCACCCACCAGUACCACCGCAACCGGCUUACGAUCCCUUCGUCGAUCACCAUACCGGGCCCCACCAAGUUCCUCCUCACCGUCCAUACGCUGAUGGCUACCAAGGUCUUCGCUCGCCGUGGAAUCAAGGCGCUAAUUUUAAUAAUGAUCCAUAUGGGAAUUCGAAUUCAACCGAUAAUUUUAGUCAUGGUAAUGGUGGAGCUAAGAGAAUGCGUAUGGAUGAUCCGAGCUCAGUUGUGAAUGAAAGUUAUGAGAAAUCAGCUAGGUUUUCGUUUGAUGACGAAAGGAGAUUGCAAUUGAUUCGUGAUCAUGGUGGACCAGCGGAUCAGGGAAACUCUGAAGGAUAUGGGAACGGUGCGAACAACUUUCGUGACUCGGGAUGUGGCGAUUUGGACAGAAAACAGGCUAGUAGUGAACAAGUUGAUAAGAAUUUGGUUCAGAGUAAUGGCUAUGGAUUUAGCAGUUUUCCAGCUAAUAAUUACAAUAAUGUAGACCAGGGGCGGAAUACAAUUCAGCAUGAACAAAGUGGUGCUCUUGGGUUUGGCUCAGAAAAUCACAAUUUUGAUAGUUCAUAUCCUGAUUUUUACCCAAAGCAGCAUUCUUUAGAGCUGAAGCAAAACCAAUAUGGUUCAGCAAUAACUAGGCAAGGAGCCUCAAACCCGAGAGGCAUGGCUAUUGGUCUGAGUCAGGGUUCACGAGCAUUCCCUGGCCAGCUUCCACUUCCUUCCUCGCCACCACCACCUCUUCCUGCAGGAACUCCUGGCCGCCCUUUCUUAGAGCCAGUUGUUUCAUCAUCACCAUCAGGAACAGCCUCUUCAUUAUUUCCCAUUCAUACUGGUACAUCAGCUUCAAUGCCUUCCUACCCUCCAGCCACUGAAGCAGCUCAAGCCUACUAUCAUGCCAAUGGCAAUUCAAAGCCUCCAUCUGGCUUUGCUAUGGAGGAACUUCGGACUUUUCACUAUGCUUCGUCAAGGACAUGCUCAGGAGAAAGUGAACAGUAUCCUGCCAGGCAUCCAUCUUCUGAAAAGCCUAAGAUUUUUGAUGCUUCUCACAUUUUAAAGCGUCCACAUAGAUCUGCCCGGCCUGAUCAUAUAGUUGUAAUCCUUCGAGGGCUUCCAGGGAGUGGAAAGAGCUAUUUGGCAAAAAUGUUGCGUGACCUUGAGGUUGAGAAUGGUGGUAAUGCCCCAAGAAUUCACUCGAUAGAUGAUUACUUUAUGACUGAAGUUGAAAAGGUUGAUGAAAGUGAAGUUUCAAAGUCUGCUGGCUCUACCAAAGGGAAAAAAUCUGUGAAAAAGGUCAUCGAGUAUUGCUAUGAACCUGAGAUGGAGGAGGCUUAUCGGUCAAGCAUGUUGAAGGCAUUUAAGAAGACCCUUGAUGAGGGGGCUUUCUCCUUUGUAAUUGUGGAUGACCGCAAUCUGCGGGUAGCUGAUUUUGCUCAAUUUUGGGCAACUGCAAAGAGGUCGGGGUAUGAAGUGUACUUACUAGAAGCUCCGUACAAGGACCCAGCGGGAUGUGCAGCAAGGAAUGUGCAUGGUUUUACGCUGGAUGAAAUACGGAAGUUGACUUGCCAGUGGGAAGAAGCUCCAUCCCUGUAUUUGAAACUGGAUGUUAAGUCAUUAAUUCAUGGAGAUGAUCUUGAGCAUGGUGCAAUAGAAGAGGUAGACAUGGACAUGGAGGAUGGAGAUUCAGCAGCAGAACCAUCUACUUCUGAACAAGGGAAUACCGAGAAUGCUGUACUACCUGCAAGCGAUAUCACUUCUGAUGCUAAAGGUGAUUUGAGUUGGGAUGAUGAAGCAGAACACCAUAUUGAUUCAGUGAAGGAUUUGGGAAAGAGUAAAUGGUCAACUGAUUUGGAUGAGGAUGACAUCCAAAAAGAUGAAAAUACUAAAAGGAAACCUAAUGCCCUCUCUGGUUUAAUCCAAUCUUACAGAAAACAAAGUAAAAGAGUACGAUGGGGGGAUCAGGCUGGUAAAGCAGGAUUUUCAAUAGGAGCAACUAAAGCCGCUAAUGUAUCAUUAAUAAUUGGUCCUGGUGAAGGGUACAACUUGAAAUCAAACCCUCUCCGGGAAGAAGAAAAAACAACAUUAAUUAAUGGCAGGCAAACAAAGAGGCAGGGCGUGUUCCAAGAACAAUUACGUGCUGAGCAUGAGUCCUUCAAGGCUGUUUUUGACAAAAGGCGACAACGAAUUGGGGGCCUUGAUGCCGAGGAGGAAUGAUAUUUGUCAGGAGAUGUAGCAAAUGCCCAAUUCCUCCUCUCUACCCUUCCCUUCAUCUCCAAUCUCCAGCCUCAUAGAUUAUUGGGUUCCCAACUUGUGUAAUAUCGUCAUUUGUUUACAUGAAAGCUGUGUGGGGACUGGGGAGGGGGCCUUGAAGUUGCCAUUUGUAAACUGUAGUUUCAUUAAGAAGCAUGAGUUUCUAGGGCAGAGAUGGAGAUGAUAACAGAUGACACGUUCCAGACAUUUUGUAUUACUAAAACAAUUUUGAAGGAAAAUCCUUGCAAUGCAAAAUUUUGUUGUCUACCAA
Ipomoea triloba (trilobed morning glory) is the source of this 2754-nucleotide messenger RNA. RefSeq lists its product as uncharacterized. The coding region runs from base 69 to 2447 and encodes 792 amino acids. Lineage: Eukaryota; Viridiplantae; Streptophyta; Magnoliopsida; Solanales; Convolvulaceae. The record is from RefSeq and is a predicted model, not a curated record. The transcript is spliced from 13 exons. Gene Ontology annotation, biological process: regulation of telomere maintenance. Gene Ontology annotation, cellular component: nucleus.